Messenger RNA from Bacillus rossius redtenbacheri, 1880 nucleotides. RefSeq lists its product as uncharacterized. The record is from RefSeq and is a predicted model, not a curated record. Lineage: Eukaryota; Metazoa; Arthropoda; Insecta; Phasmatodea; Bacillidae. Bases 1230 to 1880 code for a protein of 216 amino acids. The transcript is spliced from 5 exons.
AGAAAUGUGCGAAAAAAAAAAAUAUUAUACACGAGAAAAUGUUAUUAUUUUUAUUAAUUUUGACUAAACCUUUUCGUCUUAUGUGCUUCUUUCUCUCAGGACAUUAUAUAAAUGUAUUUUUUUUAUAUUUAGAAUAGGCAUGUAUAUGAAAUAUUUUUAAAACCACAGUUAAAAAUCUUGGUGGCAAAUUUAGCUCAAGUGUUAAUAUCUUCCAGUGUUUUAGUGGAAAGCACAUCCGAGUAAAGAAAUGAAAUAUUUGCAUAAAAGAAUGAUACCCAAAAACCUAAAACCAUUAUUCAAAAGCACUUUAAUAACAAAAUUAACAUGAAUUUAUUUGACAUGAAUUUCUUUAAGGUCUUACGUGUGUACUAAACUAUCAACUUACACAUCGAUUACUUUUACAGUCAUAGUCUUCGCUAAAGCUCUUUCCAGCUUCAUUCAAGGCUGCGGUAUUUGAUCUUUACUCGAGGUCAUUCAAGCAUAGUUGAAAAAAAAUCUUAUGUACAUUUUAUUCACUACUAAUACACACGUCAAAUAUUCCAUCAGCUCAUAUUAUUCAUAAUGUGUUCCUAUUAAUCUGUUUAAAGAAGUUAAUUUAAUUGCUUUUUAAUAUCCCUGAUUUAGGCGUUUACGAUAAUAAGCAGAUGGUAUGAAAUUUUUUUUUCCGUGGUCAAUGGUUUACCCAUUAUUUUAACCCUGUAUCUUGAGUUUCAUUAAUAGUGUCUGCCCAAUAAAAUAACCAUUGUAAAAAAAUAAUGAAUUAUGGGUUAAAAUACAGAAAAUAACCGUUAAAAUGUCUUAACUAACAUACUUUUAGAUAGGCCUUAUAUACAUUCGUUUUGAUUUCUUUUUAGGUGUUGUUUUGAAAAUGAAAUUUAGCCGAAUUGACGUCAUAAAUUAAUGUCAAACAAUCUGUAAAAGUUUGUAGCAAUGAUUUAAAAUAUAUUUUUAAUCAUCACGAUAAUUCAUCUGAUUUAAGCGCCUGGAAAAUACAUGACCGAACCCGACUCUCGCGGGGAUUAACUCGACCACCUCGUGGAACAAUUACUGCGAACGCCACUGGUUCGUGACUGGGCGAUGGGACAAGCCUAGCACAGGAGUGUUCAAGAGUCGUAGAACGAGCUGUUGCGAGUUCGUGAAAGUUGUUCGCGAGUUCGUGAAAGUUGUUCGCGAGGGUCGCCACUCGAGAACAGUAGAAGGCAACUCGUGUAACUGGAAGCAGAGGCAGCAUGAAGAUGAGGCUUUUGGGGCUGGAUCUGCUGUUAAUUGCAGCUUUCACCUUGCUGGAAGGCGCGCGCGGCCUGCAGAUGGGCCGGCUCAGCGUGCCGCCCUACAGGCUGCGCGGAGAGGGCGCGCUCCUGCGCUGCGACUACGAGCUGGGGGACGACGCGCUCUACUCCGUCAAGUGGUACAAGGACGACGAGGAGUUCUUCCGCUUCGUGCCCAAGUCUGACCCGCCCAAGUACAGCCACAACAUCGAGGGCGUCAAGGUCGACCACACGCUGUCGGACGACAAGCGAGUGGCGCUGUGCUCGCUGACGCUGCAGGCCAGCGGCACGUACCGCUGCGAGGUGUCGGCCGAGGCGCCGUCCUUCGCGUCUGCGCAGAAGGAGGCCCGCAUGGAGGUCGUGUACCUGCCCAAGGACGGGCCGCACAUCAGCGGAGAGAAGCGCCAGUACCGCCGCGGGGACGAGGUCAGCCUGAACUGCACCUCGGGCAAGUCCUACCCCGCCUCCGUGCUGCACUGGUACAUCAACGACCACCAGUCUAUCGAGUGCUGGAUUCUACCUCACAUCCAAGUGAGCACGGUUGAACCUAUUAAGAUGCUGGAGACCGUAGAAAAUUGCAAGAACAUUGAUGUACCAGUCCGAUCCAUUUGA